AUGUCCAUCGCCAAGACAGUCCUUCACAAGUUUGUUGGCUACCUGGAGGCGCAGGCCUCGGAGCUGAUCUGGAAACCUCGGUGCUCCGCGACGAUCUCGUGGGAGCAGACCCAGGGUAUCUCUGCCAAGAACAAGACAUCCAAAUACACAGGCCCCCGAGGUGACUGGAGUCAAGGAUACGGUUACAUCACGCACGAUGGUUUCUCGACAAUUGUUGCGCAGAGCCAGGUUCUGGACCGGACUGCAAACCGGUGGGCGGCGUACUGA
Messenger RNA from Linnemannia hyalina, 267 nucleotides. The record is from the annotation of a GenBank genome assembly. NCBI's taxonomy places the organism in Eukaryota, Fungi, Mortierellomycota, Mortierellomycetes, Mortierellales, Mortierellaceae.